Molecule: messenger RNA, 615 nt
Organism: Talaromyces atroroseus
Lineage: Eukaryota; Fungi; Ascomycota; Eurotiomycetes; Eurotiales; Trichocomaceae
Exons: 3
Coding region: 1-615 (204 amino acids)
Source: RefSeq, a predicted model, not a curated record
AUGCCCCCGCAAGUCAGUAGCACAGCCGAUAUUCGCACCAUCUCGAAUGUGUUCGCUCUGGCCUUCAGCAAGAGCGCGCUGACUGCAUAUGUGAUACGCAGCCCUGACUCGACAUGGCCCGUAUCGAGUAUCCCACUAGAUAUUCUAGGCCCGAAAAUGAUUGACUGGACCACCUACAAGCAACAGAGGGGCGCAGAAUUGAUCGAGGCUGACAAUUUUGCUGCCGCUGCGAUAUGGUUCCCGCCCGGUGUUGACCUCCCUGCUAGCCCAGAUGAUGAUCCUAGGGUGAUUGAGUACAGAGAGAUUUCCGGCAAAGUCAAGAAGCAGUUUCUGAAUGGUAGAAAGUACUGGUACUUGAACAUGAUUGGCAGGCAUCCAGACAGAAAGGAGCCAGGUGUCAUCCGUGCUUUAUUCGAGCCCUACUUUACUCGUGCCCAAGAACAAGGGGUGCCACUUUGGCUCGAGGCUAUAAGCGAGCACAGCAAGCAGGUUUAUGAGCAUCUUGGAUUCAAAACUGUUGCUACUAUGCGCAUGGGAGUUGGCAAGGCUUCUGCCGACGGCGAGUUACAGGAAGGGGGUGAGGGGGUACUGGUAUAUGCAAUGAUCAAGGAGUAA